Papaver somniferum (opium poppy) is the source of this 2074-nucleotide messenger RNA. RefSeq lists its product as uncharacterized. Bases 256 to 1863 code for a protein of 535 amino acids. The record is from RefSeq and is a predicted model, not a curated record. The transcript has 3 exons. NCBI's taxonomy places the organism in Eukaryota, Viridiplantae, Streptophyta, Magnoliopsida, Ranunculales, Papaveraceae.
AAAAAAAAAAAAGUCCCCAAAUUGUAGAACUGAAAGAAACACAGAAGUUAAAAGAUCAACACAGAGUUCAGAAAGGGAGACAGAGAUUAGAAACCUUCGAUGCACAGACGAAAACCCUAGAUUCUUAUUCCUUGUUCAUUCAAUCCCAAAGACAAAUCUUUGAUUCUCUCCUUCUACAUUCACUGUUUUAAUUUAAGUGAAUCUCAACUCAAUACAAGAAACGUACAAAGUUCUGGUUCAUAUCAAAUAAUUACAAUGAAAGAAACUGAACAAGCUGGGGAUCCACAAACUUUUGAAACUCCAGAAAAGCAAAAACUGAGACGGGGGUCUAGAAAGCGCGGCAGUAAUUCACAGGUUGUAAGUUCUCGAAUUACCCGUUCACGUCUUGCUGCUGACUGGACUACAGAAGAACUGGUCACUCUUGUGACAGAAACUGUUGCUAUUGACGCAGCUUUCUCUAGAGCUUUGCCUUCUAUUCAGAAAUGGAAAAUGAUAUCUGAUAAAUGCACGGCUCUGGGUGUUGGUAGAUCAUCAGACCAAUGCCACAGAAAGUGGGAGUCAUUACUUGUUGACUACAAAAAAAUCAAGGACUGGGAAUCUAAGCGUGGCCUUGUUUCAUAUUGGUCUUUGGAGAAGGAGAGGAAAAUGGAACAUGAACUUCCGAUUUCCUUUGAUGCUGAACUGUUUAAGUGCCUCGAUGAGAGUUUAAAGUUACAAGGGUAUCAAUCGGAGUCAGACCAUGGUGGCAGUGAAUCAGAGGCAGAAGUUGAAAAGCUAAAUGAUAUUACUAUUUCAGAUUUGAAGAAACAAAGUGGUUCAACACAAGGUCGUCAGAAGAGCAAGAGGGGUCCGCCUAAAAGCAAGAUAACUGAAACAGCCAAGGAGCAAGGCAAGAUAACAGUAUCGGUUGAACCGGAAGGCAACGUAGUUGAAACUGCUGAAAAUGAAAGUAUUGUUGCAGAAGAGACUGUUAAGAAAGGCAGGGUAGGUCGACCUAAAGUAAAGAUAACAGAAACGACCGAACAUAAUGGAGAUGUAACAGAAGCGACUGAACAGAUUGGAGGUAUAAAACAACCGGCUGAAGAAGAAGGCAAAGCGAUAGAAGAGACGGUACCGAAACACAGGUUUGGUCGGCCUAAAACCAAGGUAACAGAAACGGCUGAAGAAGAAGUUAUUGAAGAAGAAGGCAAGGCGAUAGAAGAGACGGUACAGAAACACAGGUUUGGUCGGCCUAAAACCAAGGUAACAGAAACGGCUGAAGAAGAAGGUAAUGAAAAAGAAGGCAAGGCGAUAGAAGAGACGGUACAGAAACGCAGGUUUGGUCGGCCUAAAACCAAGGUAACAGAAACGGCUGAAGAAGAAGGUAAAGUAACAGAAGCGGCACUGCAGAAACAAAGGUUCGGUCGGCCUAAAACCAAGGUAACAGAAUCAGCUGAACAGAAAGGAGAGAGAACAGUAGGGGCGGAGCAGGAAGGUAAGGUAAUAGAAACAGCAGUACAGAAAGGUAGAGUAAGUGGGCUUAAAAGAAAGUCAACAGAUACAACGUCUGAGCAGAAAGGCAAGGAAACUGAAACAGCUGAGGAAAACGGCAAGAGUACAAAAGUGGAUGUGCAGAAAAGGGUAGGUCGCCCUAAAAGCAAGGUAAUAGAGAUGACUCAAAAAACACGUGCGGAUGUGGAACUUAUACAUGCCAUAUUGAGAGGAGACCUCAACCCUAAGGACAUUGACUUGAACGAACCAAGGAAUCCUGGAAUGCUGCAAACGGAAACGGCAAGGCGACAAGCUGAUGAUCUGAUCGAAGUUCUAGGAAGUCUUGUUGACAAUCUUAUCCAGCUAACAGACAUGGUCGAAGGGCGUGCUUAAUUGACUAGGUAUUCAUUCAGGUAGCUAAAUCUCUAGCAUCAGUGGUGUAAAUUGGUAGCAUUUAGUUCCUAACCCAAGUUUUUUUUGUUUCACAAUUCUGGUUGAUGUUAGGGUUGAACUCAUAUAACAAAUAUUUUAAAAUGUUUUUGUGCUCUUUGCUGCAAAAGUACGAGUACGAACUCUACAUAAGUAAACCUGCAGUGCAAUUUCA